AUGACGAGUUUCUGUGCAUGCCAGUCGCCGUCGCGUCGAAGAAAAAUCACUGCCGAUGCAGCAUCCAUCGAAAAUGAAAAGGUCUUGGAAGAAUUGCAGCCGCUGCCCAACGGAUUCUCUCACCAGCAUGGUGACAGCCUAGAACAUGAAAGCACUCCCUGUUUAGCCGUAGAUGAUUCUACUGAAAUUAAUACAAAGACUGUGCGUUGGCAAAGACUACAUAGAGUUUGGGAAUACUACCUGAGGCACAACACUCUUCACGGCCUCCAUUAUGUGUUCGACACAAAGUCAAUUUGGCGCAAAAUGAUGUGGGUAGGUAUACUCUUAAUCUGUGGUGGAGUGUUUUUGAACGAGGUCAGGCAAAGCAUAACUCAGUAUCUUCAGUAUCCGUUUAGCACUCUGUCAACUGUGGACUAUCCAAAUAAAUUAGAGAUUCCUGCUAUUUCGAUAUGCGAUUUGCGAGAUAUCAGAAAAACUAUACUAAACAGUUCGAAGGUCAACUGGACCAGCAGAUCGGAGGCGAACUUUACGACACCGAAUUCGACAGCUACCAUGACUGAUGUACUUAAAGAUUCUUUGUCGGUCUUAGACGAGAUUCUUAUUUCUUGCUCUUUGAAGCGGGGAGUGACCAAUAAAAAGGCUUUGCCUUGCGACAAAAGAAACUUUUCUCUGUUCAUAUCGUCGGAUGGGCAUUCUUGUUACACGCUAAAUUCCGGAAGAAAUGGUGGCAGACUUAUGGAGACAGAUAAUGUUGGCCCUCUAUACGGUGUGCAUAUGGUAGUGAAUACAGAGCCUCUUGAAAAAGGCAAGACAUACGGUAGCAGUGGACUUAAAGUUAUUCUCCACCAACACGAGGAGUUGCCUCUGAAGCGAGUAGGUUUCCAUGUUCCUCCAGGUUAUGUGACUUAUGUGGACAUGAAAAAGCAAAAGGUAUUUUUUCUUUUAUUUCCCAGUUAUUUAUCGCUCCAGUUACUGUUGGUUUGUACUUGAACCAUUAUUUGUACGAUUGCAAACUCGAUUAUAAUGCAUGUCAUGAAAGAAGUAAGGGGAGAAUUUAGUUCGUAAUUACGCACUGCGAGUGGACGUCUAUUUGUUAGGGAAAGCUGACUGCAAAUCUAACAUGUUAAGUUUUAAAACUUCAGAUAGAUCUUUCGAUGUGUAGAAAAUUUCCUCGUUCUCGUUGGUAUUUUUUUUAUUUGGUGCAAAAGACGUGAACAUGUUUGUUGUUAAUCGAGCCUGUUUUAAACGCGGGUCUAGCUUAAACUUGCUUGCUUCGCGAUUAAAAUCAGGUCCUCCUGUUUUGAAAAAUGUUUUCUCACAAUUGAAUAAUAAGACCCGGCUGCAAUCUGAUAUACUUCAACACGAAUACCCUUCAAAGGAGUUCACGUGUUAGAGUAAAAUAAGUGAGCCAUUAUUUUGUGCAUCAUAGGAGAAAUACAUUUAAAGAAGAUUCUGGAUUGAAGAAAAAAAUUGCCAGCACUUGUUACCUCGGUUGCAAUAGAUCUCGCGCAAGAACGAACUUUUAUUACGACCUUAUUUUAGGUUAUCAUGUUUUAUUUUCAUUACCCAGUUUAAGUUAGUCCUCGAUUGAUAAUAGCGUCCUUCUUUGAUAAUGGCAACCUUUUAUGUGGUUCACGAAUAAUGACGCACAAAAACGAAGACAAGUUUUGUUAUCAGCAAAAGCAUUACUUGUAAAGGUUUUAAAAGCCCGCUGAGAAUUUGAAGUUCAGGGCAAGGACAAUUUGCGCUCGCUGUGAAUCGGUCGGUCCACAUGAAAACAAAUUAAAUCAUCAAAUUCGAAAGAAUGACAAAUUUCUCUUCGAAAGAACGCUUCAGGGACUUUCAAUAAUCCUUGGUCAUUCAUUUGAAACAACCGUUGGACACGAUUUCAGUUCCAGGAUUUUGAAUAUGAAUUCCCUUUCCACAUCAUCGCCUCCUCGCAUCAUUUUGAUGAACGAGCAUUCAUUUUCAAAUUAUGUAUCAAGCACGCUAGUUGUGUGACGCAUUCGAAUGGCAUGGCCUGACCACAGACAUUAAAAUUUUACGACCAAGAUGCCUGUGGUAAUUUUUUGGCAUGUAAUUUUUUCAGCUACAAAUAUUGGUGUGAGGAAUUUUUUGUGUACAGUCCUGCGCUCCUUGCGUUCACUUUGAAUGUCUAGAGGAGAUUUCUGUUAUGUUUAUUUUGGGUUUUGCUGAUCUACAUACUGAAAUCUCCAAAUGGAUUUUUAUUAGAAAUGUCUUUUUUUUCGUCUUUGAUAAUAUUCUCAGUGCCUUUUGAACGUAUUUUACGUUUGCGAAAGAAAGAGCUUCUUAAUGGUCUUUAAACGACUUUUGCGUCGAAAUAUGCAUCCAUUUCCCCUUUCUUUGUGAAUCUGACAAAACGCGUUAAUUGAAACACAGUACUUGUAAUCAGUUUCUGUUGAUGUUAGAACACACAACUUUUAAAUCAAAAAUUACUUCUUAGAUGAAAUGUUCUCUAGAACUCGUCUAAAAAUUAUGUAUUGUUUGGGUUUUAAUAUUCAGAAGAUUGAAAAUAUUGUUUCAAUAAUAACGUACCGGAAAGUAGAUAAGUGAAUAUACGUUUUUCGCACCUUUCAACAAAAUGGUUAUCGAACCAAACUGUGAUUUCUUUUUAGCCUAUCAAACUUUCGAACUCUUAUUUUUUCUUUUUUGUGUACAAUGUUACACCGUAGUUAGCCUCGGUGUAUAAUGGUUUCUCUCGUUUCAUAAAAAGUUUCCCCGCUGAUGGUGUCGACGUUGCCAUGCCAAAUGUCAUGUUUAGAGCUAACGACCACCGCAUUAAUUUGGAGACUUUACUCUAGACGUUUCCCAGUGUUGAAUAGCUAUUUUAUCUCAUAGGGUGUUAUGCUUAUAAACUAUCAUUCAUCUUAGCUUUUAUCUGUAACGUCAUACUCGUCGACUAUUAUCUAAGAAAGCAAAAUACCCUCCGUAGCAUAAAUACCAAUUUCUGUACGAGUAUCCAUCACGUCGAAGAACUCUUCAUUAUUACAAUUAUUAUUAUUAUUAUUAUUAUCAUCAUCGUUAUUAAUAUAGUUGUUGUUGUUGUUGUUCAAAAGCAAAACGAAAAUUUUACAGUGAAGUGUAGCAUACCUAGCGUUAUUGAAACCAGCAUUGCUUUGACAGACCGUCGGAUGUAAAACAAACCAAUGCUUUCUUUUGAACAAAAGUUUUCUAUCAUUUUGGGUAUAGUAAGUUGCGGUGACAUUACCGACAACACCUUCAGAUAUAUUCUCCUGCUGCAAACUGCAUUAACGUGUAAUCAUGAUUGAAAAAGCCCGGCCCCAAAUUUCGUUCGAAAAGUUGAAACAACCUCAGUAUACUUAAGUCUAUUCCUAUAAUUUGAAUGAUCGUGUUCCGAAAUUUGGUUAUCGGAUGAAAGAGACUUACCUCGUUAGAUCAAAGACAAAGAUGACAACUGUUUUGCUAAUAAUGACACCUAUGCUCAAAGGUCUGCUUAUGUGUAACUUGCGUUUAAAUGUAUGUAUCUUGGUGUUGACAGCUUAUUCGAUGAAUGAUGACCGUGAAAUACGAUUGAAAAAAACACUUUGCUUGAGAGCAGACUUUUGAGCUGAGAUUUGUUUUAUAAAGAAUUUCCCUAGUCUAAAUACAAUAUUGUUUGUGCAAAACUGCGUUUCUUCUUUCCGGUUUUUUUCUCUUUUUUAGCAAACCGUAUUCAACAACAGUUUGGCAAGGUUUUCAUGUAAACUUUAUCUGUUAAAAACAUAGCAAAAUAUAUUAUAAGAAUCGAUUUACAGAUACAUUUUGAAACAAAAAUCAACGAUAUAAAAGUAACUUGGCGUUUCGAUAAGAAAUUAAAAUGAUUCGUUGAAAUAUGUGUAGAAAAAGGGAAUGUGAAACUCUUUAAUUGCCAUUUGUCCAUUUUCACACAUGCUAUUUUCUCGCCUUCUUUUUCUGUAUAUAUUUCCACGAAUCAUGUUAGUUUUGUGGUUUUUUGAUAACGAUAACAUGAAGCCAUCGAAACGUCAAGUUUCUGUUAUAUCGUUGAUUUAAAAAAAACAACAUGUAUUAGACACGAAAACUUGUUGUUGUACAAACAACUCUUCCUAGAGUUGGUACCAAUCGUCCUUUAGCCAUUUUCAGGCCAACACCCGUCUAAUAUGGUUCCAACGUGUCCGUCUCAAAGAAAGUUGACUAUAUGAGAAGCUGUCAUAGUAGCUAUACUGCAACAUUAACAGCGGCAUGUUAUGUUUCCUUAUAGCUUAUAAAUCUUCGCAAACCUUUUAGAACCAAUUGUGGUGGGAAAAAUUUGGAUUAUUUUCCCGAGUAUUCAAAAAACAAGUGUCUUUUAGAAGAAAUAACAAAGAACGUUACCAGAAAGUGUGGCUGCCGUGGAUGGUUUAUGCCAGGUGAGACUAUCUAUUUCAUUUGUUCUUUAUGGGUGAAAGAAAGAAAAUCAAGAAAAAAUAUGAUCUAUAAUAUAUAGAUAAUUCAGUAUUUUUCCACCUCACCCCAGCAUUUUUAAGUGUGCGUAAAAUUUGUUACGAGGCUCUUAAAUAUUGUCAAUGGUUUUGUACAGUUGAUGGUAUCGCCCUUUUGUGUACUAUUUCACGGUUUCAUUAUUAGAUCUCCUAACUUUUGCAUUUUUUUUCGUUUGUUAACUUAUUCUACAUGACUUAAAACCGAAAACUGGUUUUAGAAUAAUCAUGUAAAGUUUAGUAACGCCCGCGCUGCGAUUGCGUAGCGGAUACACACCUCCUUGCAGUCGCGUUUCUUUGGAGGUGUUAGUGAACUUACGCGACAGGACGGGAGAUGAAAGAAGACGGCAAACUUUGUUUGACAAGUGUGACAAUAAUUCUGUUUGAAAAACUUGAAACAGAUCAUUUUGUAAAAGACCAGAAAACAUAAAUGUUAAGUGAAGAUCACGACAAAACACGUAAGUAAUGGCCCUGUCACUUUUGUAACACAGGAGCAUUUUGCAGUCCUCUUAUUCCUGCCGUCCUGUUGAGUAAACUCACUAUUAUCGGCUAAAACGUUUCCAGUUCUCUUCAUUGUCAGUGAGGGUGGUGUGUGACCGUUAGUCUUCUAUCAAUCCCCCUUUGACUGCAUGACCUCCAACUUCAUGUACUUGUACUUUUUCACUUUGCGUUUUAGUUUUUUUUAUGGAGAAAUGAUACCAUCGUCUUCUAAAUUAACAAGGACCUUAAGAUCCGAGGACGGCGACGGCAGAGAAAACGUCGCUGAAAAAGAAAAUUCGCGUCCUUUCAAUCUUCAUCGCGAUUACUCCAAGUCACUAACUUUGUCAAAUGUAGGCGAACCCUCCUAAAGUUGAAUUCCUAACAAUCAUAUCCACGUUGAGAAAGAGAGAGGAAAUUUCGUCGUCGCUUGUGUACUUCCUCUGUACAUCGUUAAAUUAGGCAUUGUCACGUCGUAGUCUUGCAGUGACGGCAAAGAAAUGUACAAAAAAGCGUGAUUGUUGUUUUGCUAAUUAAACCCAUUGCUUUUGUGGCGUUCCCUUGCUGUCGCCGUCGUCGGAUCUCAAGUUCCCUAAUUAAUCCCCCGUGGGGGGGUGGGGGGAAGCUUGGGCUUAAUAGAGGAUUUACGAUACCUCAAAUGAUCGCGGUCAGUUCAAUAUCACUAAAAAUCCUUAUCAUUGCAGCAAAUGUAUCCUUUUAACCGUUUUAGCUCUAAUAUAGACAUGCCGUUUAUCUUUCGGUCAUUUGCUUGCCUCUUAACACUUGCUUUUUAGCGCAGAAGUAUAAUUACAAAGAGAAAUGGCCUCUUUGCGGCCGAUCCAACACGUGAUACAGAAACAUGCCCAAAUUUUAUUCUUUCAUUAGCGUGGCCUUUUUGUAUAACAUGAGUCAUCAGCUUCAAAUGGCUUAUUUCUCCUUGUAAUUUAACUCGAUUUAGCCGAAAGAAAGUUAGCGGCAUUAUUGAAUAGCCAUUUUCAGCAAUAACCCACACUUCUCCUUUUUUCGGUGUAGAAACAGCGGAUAAUUAUACACUGUGUUCAUUAAACAAGACUCUGGAUUGUAUGUGGCCAGCAUGGGGUGAGUGUAAUGCUAAUUUAAAGGACACAAACAGAAAAUAAAUAAACAUGAAUGAACAUGGUUUAUUCGUUUUCUUUCUUUGUGUCCUCUAAGAAUCUUUUAACAUAUCGAAAGUGGCCUAUUGGUGUGGACUGUCAGGCCACACGCCCACUUGAAUUAGAGGAAGUGUACCAUGGUUUUUACAGUGUUCCGUCACCCGCCAAUGUACAUUGGCAAGAGCCAUUAUGGCUCUUAACAUUGGCUUCGGUUGGCGGUGGAGUAAACAUGUUGAUGUCUUUUUUACAUUGUUCUUUUUGCUCCGAAAGGUUUUUCUUCGACUGCUAUUCAAAAGCAAAGGCUGAAGAACCCAGACUUUCAAAUUCUCCCUCGAUCGGACACCAAACAACUGUUAAACGAGCUUUUUUCCACGUGUUUGGGUGAAUAAACGCAUUACCCUGACAUUUAUUUCACCUACAGUGUAUGAAGAUGUUUGCAGUGCAAGACUUGUUCCAUUGAACCUGACGUCGCUGAAGCCCUUUUAAAUAAUAUUAACUCAAAACUUUCGUCUUUCCUUAUUUUUUUAGAGGAAACUGAACAGCGGAACGGAAAUAGCUGCCCGGUUGAUUGUGAGAAGGUGUCAUAUAAAUCAUCCUUAUCUGCGGCUUUAUACUUACCACAGAAGAUGCUGCCUGUGUUAAAGUAUUCCAAUCUCAAGGAAGCCAAAAAUAUGCCUAAUGAUACUGAUGGCAUGGUGAAUUUUAUGUUGUAAGUAUUUGUGUCUCACUCAAUCAGUCUACCCAAAAUAUGUCUUGACUCUAGCUCUUUGUUUGGAAAACAAACGCUUUCUACAGUUACUUAAAACAGAACAGUACACUACAUUCCCCUUAUACGCUAUCUAGUGUGCUAUUGAAGAGUCUUAAAUUUUAUCUAGGGGUGAAACCCGCAUAAAGCAACUGAGUAAAGAGAGUCGGUGAAAUCCCUAUGUGCGACCAGUCAAAUUAAAGUAGACUCUUUUAUGAGAACGUUCAGCCUGAAAUUUUCCAAAAUGUUAAGAACAUGCCAGGAAAAUACCCGAGGCUCAGAGAAGAACAAUUUAUUUUUCACUGCUUUUACUUUCCUAAAUCGCGAAAAUCUGAAUUCCAUGUCCUACAGUGGAAUCAGAGAGCAUGUAAAUUUUGUUCUUUUAACACAUUCCCAUUGUGUAUGAUCAAUAAUACAUUUACUUUGUACUUGUACAAUUCAUUAAUAUGAAAAAUAUAAUCGUUAUCUAAUCUUCUCCAUGUAUGUAGCUUAAACGUUAUCAGAUUUUCGUUAUUGAUAUUUAGGAAAUUCCUUGAGAACCUUUCCAGUCUGAAACUGCCCAGAAAAUAAGAACGGCGGUCCAGGGUCAACUCGAAACGUGGACGUUCUUAUCAAAAGUUAAAAAAGAAAAGAAUUGGCUUCGGAGUAGUACGUUUCGAUGUUCUUGUUUAUUUUGCUGUACAAGUUGGUUAUAACUUGGGCGAAGUCUGUGGAUGAAAUCCUCAAUAGUGACCAUUCAAAUACUGAAAGCUAUUGAGCAGUGCGCCCCUGCGAAAUUGUUUGUUAUGCUGUACAAGGUGGUUUUAACAUUUGAGAUUGAGGAUGACGCUCUAAAGCUGCUUCAAUUUUUUACACUGCGUAUCAAACAGAUCAUAACCUCCAAGGCUAGGCGCUUGUAAGCUGUACAGUAGCACAAUUCUUUUUGGACACAAUAUCUUUCAUGAUUAGAACUCCUUAUAGUUUGUAUUUUUCAUUGCAGAGACUACUAUGUGGUGUUAUCAUUCUUCUAUAGCGAACUUAGGGUUGAUAUUUUUGAACAGACUCCAGUUUACGGAUUUUUCAGGCUGCUGGGUAAGUAAAAUUGUUUCGGCUUUAGGAUUUCUUAGUGUGUAUACAAAAUGCACAUUAUUUCUUUCCCAUGUGGUUUAGUUUGAGAAUUCCCCUACUACUAUUUUAAAGUUGAAGUUUGUUUAAUCUGUAAGUAGGUGGGUCUUGGUGUGUUACGAAAAAUAUUUGAUGUUAUGAUGAAUGUCUCCUCGCCAGCAUUUGGGCCUGCCGAGACCCUUGACAUGGUGUAAGUGAUUAAUUUGCUCUUAAAAUGGUAAUUGAUCGUCCAUGGAUGCCAUUGGCCGAUUGCAUCAACGCAAACUACCUAAAGAAUACUAGAAAACCCUCUCCCAUCACCCGCUGACCAUUCCAUCGGGAAAUUAUUAUAAGUUAAUAAGUUAAGUAGCGAUUAUACAAUAAAAUGCUUAAAACGUUUUGUAGGACUUAAUUAAGACUUUACUCCUAUUUAAAGUGGUAACUACUCUUAUUUGAGAAACUAGUUUUCAGGUACGCCACUAAUUAAAACUACUGUAGAAAUCAAACUUAAAAAGUAAAAAUCUCCCCCUCUACAAAUUUGAAAAAUUAAAAACAUAAAAUCCUAAAAAUAUGUACAGUUAAAAACGUAUUUGGACUAUAGUUAAAGGGUACCUUAAGUUCAUUUUCUGUGUUGAGAUUUACUGAGGUUCAUUGAAAGCUCUUACUUUAAGUCUUAUUUUUAACAGUCGCGACAGUACAGUUAACUCUCCGUUAACGGACAUCUCUGUAAGACGGAAACCUCUGUAAAACGACACCUUGAGUUAGUCCCUGCCUUUCUUUACUUCGUUUAUUUGACUCUCUGUAAGACGGACUUCUCUCUAAGACGGUCAGUAGUUCCGGUUCUAAAUGUGUCCGACUUAGAGAGAGAGAACUGUAUUCCUAAGUAUCAUGUCGUAUUUGUUUCAGGUGAUGCUGGUGGACAGCUUGGACUUGUGUUAGGCGCCAGUGUCGUUACAAUACUGGAAUUUGUAGACCUACUUAUCUUUCUCGCCAUCAACUGGUUCCGGUCCAAGCCGUAGAGGAACAUCCUAGAUAUUACUUAAGUGAGGUGUCCACACACUAGUGUAAAUGGGUAGUCGGUCUCUGUGAUUGUUAGGUGUACAAAUAACGGACUGAUUGGUGUAGGACGAAUCUUUCGCAAUUUGCUAAAGGUGUUUAAGACCAAAUCAAAAGUUAAAAGAGGUCGCUGUAAAGGGAGCAGAAAGAUGGGAAACAAUACUUAACUACGCAAACUGCGUUAAGUAGUAAAGAUACAACCAGGAUCAAACGCUCCGACAGUGGCCAAAAUCAAAAACAAGACUGUCUACUUAAUUGUCCUAAGACCGAACGCAGACGAGAGUGUACAAAGGGUAAAUUUUGAGAUAUGUGGAAUAUGUCGGUGUCAGCGACUAAAAGGGGGCAGAAAUACUGAUAUAAAUAUAUAUUCCCUUGUUCAUACAAUUCAACAACAGUAAAAGGGUCAGAAUCGUCGCUUCACUCUUGCCUCCUACCUCAGUUACCUGCUACUUUACGUACAAACAUGUUUACAGAAAAAACAUACUUAAGAGUUCUAUGUUCAUCGCUUUACCUCGCAAACAAACUCGAUGACUACGGAAUCCUUGUGGCUGGCAAUACUUGGGCUCCAUAUUGUGUUGGUAGAUUAUGGAGUAGUACUCCAUUAGUAGUAUUGUUGGCAAAGUUCGUCAAGUGUAGCUCACGGAUUAAGGAGAGAGUGCCAUUCUGUAAAUUAUAACUUUGUCACUGAGUUGAGAAGCUUAAACUCAACGACAGCAGACUUCAUUUGAAUUCCGUAUUUACUUUGAAUAAGCACCUCAUUUGAUAAUAAACGCCGUGGGUCUUUUUCGAGUAAAUAUGGUAGAUCGAACAGACAUGCGGAAACUUUCAAAACUAACAACAUCGCAUACAUCAAUUGUUGAAUGUAAAACGCUAUCAUGUCAACCAUGAAACUCCGCCUCCAUGUUUAUGUAAAUUUUGUGAAUUUUUUUUAAAACAUGUCACUGCUGGAAACCAUUUUACUCAGUUGGUUUCCCUUGAUUAAAUGGGCAAUUAAUUGAUUUUUUAUUGAAAUUAGUCUUUGACGCAGUUUUUAAGGAGCCAUAUAUAUUUUCUCAUACCUAACAUUUUCAGCAGGUUAGGACUAAGUCGAGGUGUUCAAUCUUGUGGGAUAAAUGUUAUGCAUUGAUGGGUCUGUCCUUGGCGUAAUAUCUGCUCGCCAUAAUAGGUAGUUACGUAAUUUGAAUUGAUUCUAGCGAAAAAAUGGACAUCACAAAUAAGCCAUUUCCGAGUUCCACAAACUCUUCUUGUUAAAACUAGGCUAAGUGCAAAACCUCUCUUCUGAAAAUGAGCUUUAAUUGCAUGAGAAUAAACAAACUCAUCUUCGCACUUAGCCUCGCUUUGAAAAAGGGGCUUGGGGCUACUCGGAAAUGGCCUAUUUAGGACCUAAAAGUUGACUAAAGUGGGAAUAGUGUUGUGACGCAAAAGUUUAGACUCGCGACAACAAAUUUUACGG
Molecule: messenger RNA, 10404 nt
Organism: Porites lobata
Lineage: Eukaryota; Metazoa; Cnidaria; Anthozoa; Scleractinia; Poritidae
Source: the annotation of a GenBank genome assembly